Nelumbo nucifera (sacred lotus) is the source of this 1256-nucleotide messenger RNA. Its product is annotated as transcription factor bHLH104-like. Gene Ontology annotation, biological process: intracellular iron ion homeostasis; regulation of DNA-templated transcription. The record is from RefSeq and is a predicted model, not a curated record. Gene Ontology annotation, molecular function: protein dimerization activity; DNA-binding transcription factor activity. NCBI's taxonomy places the organism in Eukaryota, Viridiplantae, Streptophyta, Magnoliopsida, Proteales, Nelumbonaceae.
AGCACUUUUUAUUGACGAGGGAAGCUCAUUCUUUUUGGGGGUAGAAUUGUCUUUUCAGUUCUCAUAGAUCCUGUGUGGAAGGUUUCAAAUGCAACCGUAAUUUACCCUCUCUGGGCUUCUCGCUUCUGAUCGACUGCCAAGUGCCAAUGGACAAGGCCGAGGCGCCAGAAUUCGAUUCAGAUUUUUAGGGUUUCUGAAACGCCUUGUUUCUUUCUUCUUGAUAUUUUUAUUCAGAUAUUUUUUACUUGUUUUGGUUUUCGAAUCGCAAGUAAUGGAUUCAUUCCAGGACAGUAGUUGGAAUCUUCUCGAUUAUAGUAUAAUCGAAGACGGAACAUCUACCGAUUUCUAUUGGAACAAUCAGGACUGCUGCUUGGAUUUUGAUGUUUCACCUAUCGAGUCCAUUCUCCAAGAAAAAGCAUGCACAAGAAAGAGGGGACGCAAUGAGUCAUGCAGUGGACCAGGAUCCAAAGCUUGUCGUGAGAAAAUGCGUAGGGACAGGAUGAAUGACAUGUUUUCAGAUUUGACCUCAAUUUUGGAGCCUGGGAGACCUGCUAAGACUGACAAAUCUGCCAUACUUGGUGAUGCUAUUCGUGUUCUGAACCAGCUAAGAACAGAAGCUCAGGAGCUUAAAGAUGCAAAUGAGAAGCUUCAGGAAGACAUAAAGAACUUAAAGGCAGAGAAAAAUGAACUUCGUGAAGAGAAGCUCCUACUGAAGGCAGAUAAAGAAAGGAUGGAGCAACAGCUCAAAACCAUGAGCAUUAUGCCUACGGGUUUUGUUCCGCCAGUUCCUGCAACAUAUCAAGCUGGAGCAAAUAAAUUGAUGACCUACCCUAGCUUUGGUGGCUUCCCGAUGUGGCAAUGGAUACCCCCAGCUGUUCUUGACACAUCUCAAGACCAUGUUCUCAGGCCUCCUGUGGCUUAGUUUUGAUUGUUGUUGCUUGCAUCAUUUACAGACGCUUGGUUAUACAAAUGUCUGAAACUGCAACCGUUGUUUACUUGUAAAUACUUUGUGUUUCAUGCUAGUUUGGGUAUCUUCAAACUGAUAAAAGUGCAAAUCCUCAGUGUGAUUGACCGAUGGUGUCAAUCAACUGGUAGCUAUUUCUUCAAUAAAAGUUUGAUCAUUUGUCUAACUGUCUCAACGAGUACCAGUUUGCAGAGUUUUCUAGAUUGUGCUGUUGGUAGGGGUUUUGGUCUGUAAUGACUGUUUAUGAAUUAAGGUGCUUGGCUUUGCAGCAUUUUUUGCUGCUGUUGUUGUA